UUCUAGCCUAUAAAAAUAUUAAUAAUCAUAAAUAUUUAUAUUGAAUAUACAAUUAAACACAAUAAUAAUGAGCAAUAUAUUAGAGGAAUGCAAAUUCGAAUGUAGAGUUAGUACGGUAAUGAAUAAAGAUUCAAGAAAUUAUGGAAAACAUCGUAUGUUCGAUGAAUAUUCUGACACGUGUUGGUAUUCUGAUGCUGGCUUGCCACAAUGGAUAAAGAUUACUUUUGAAAAAACAAAUACUAUAUCUGGAUUUGAGAUUCAAUUUCAAGGCGGCUUCGCUGGGAAAGUUUGUCUCAUUAACAUUGAUGAUGAUAAUGAAAGCACCAUUUUUCAGGAAUAUUUUUAUCCAAAUGACAUUAAUGCAAGGCAACAUUUUGUAUUAAAAAAUCCGACUACAGGAAAAACAUUUAAAAUAAUAUUUAAUGAAAGUACAGAUCUAUUUGGUAGAAUUGUCGUAUAUAAAUUAUGUAUAUUUUCAUGAUAUAUUUACUAUUUUUCUUUAUAAAUUAAAAUGUUUGCAAGUAUAAUAAAUUUUAUUUUUUUUUA
Messenger RNA from Polistes canadensis, 546 nucleotides. Its product is annotated as nuclear receptor 2C2-associated protein. The coding region runs from base 68 to 481 and encodes 137 amino acids. The transcript is spliced from 3 exons. NCBI's taxonomy places the organism in Eukaryota, Metazoa, Arthropoda, Insecta, Hymenoptera, Vespidae. The record is from RefSeq and is a predicted model, not a curated record.